Messenger RNA from Dioscorea cayenensis subsp. rotundata (Guinea yam), 2740 nucleotides. Its product is annotated as serine/threonine-protein phosphatase 6 regulatory subunit 3-like. The record is from RefSeq and is a predicted model, not a curated record. NCBI's taxonomy places the organism in Eukaryota, Viridiplantae, Streptophyta, Magnoliopsida, Dioscoreales, Dioscoreaceae. Gene Ontology annotation, molecular function: protein phosphatase regulator activity; protein phosphatase binding. Bases 291 to 2597 code for a protein of 768 amino acids. The transcript has 20 exons.
UCAUAUGCGUCCAAAUAAUUUCGCCCGUAGAACUCCCCCUUCUUCUCUCCACUCCCUCUCGCUCUGCAACGAAGAACUCCAUCGCCCUCGAUUGCAGCCCUUGAUUUCCCCAUCCGGAUCGAUUCAUUGAUCGAUUCUCAUCAUCUGUGGAGGUCUUGCCCUCUUGAUUGAUCACUGGCAAGGUUCGGAUCCGGCUGAAACUGGCAUUGGUUUCUGGGUUAGAGAAUUGUAGAUCUGGGAACUAGGGCGUCGCGAAGACAUCUGGGAUCUUGUGAUUGGGCGACGGCAAGAUGUUUUGGCGUAUGACAGGCUUGUCCACGACCUCUCCCGUGGACUCUAUCUUGGAUAAGGAAAACUAUACACUUGAAGAGCUGCUUGAUGAGGAUGAAAUAAUUCAAGAGUGCAAAGCGCUAAAUACACGUCUGAUUAAUUUUUUGAGAGAUCGGGCUCAAGUGGAGCAACUGAUUCGCUAUAUUGUAGAGGAAGCUCCUGAAGAUGCUGAAAAGAAGAGAAUUUUCAAAUUUCCAUUCAUUGCAUGUGAAAUAUUCACCUGCGAGGUUGAUAUCAUAUUAAGAACCUUAGUAGAGGAUGAUGAGUUAAUGAAUUUGCUGUUCUCCUUCUUGAAACCUGAUUGUCCACAUAGUAAUUUGUUGGCUGGUUACUUUAGCAAGGUUGUCAUUUGCCUCAUGAUACGGAAGACGGCUCAUCUUAUGAAUUUUGUUCAGGGUCAUCAAGAGAUUUUCCGUCAACUUGUUGAUCUAAUUGGUAUCACAUCUAUCAUGGAGGUACUAAUUCGGUUAAUUGGUGCCGAUGAGAACAUGUACUCCAACUAUAUGGAUGCAAUGCAAUGGUUGGAGGACACAGAUGUGCUUGAGAUGAUUGCGGAUAAGUUUAGCUCCUCGGAUUCCCCUGAAGUGCAUGCCAAUGCAGCAGAAAUACUUUGUGCAAUAACUAGAUAUGCUCCUCCUGGGCUUGCAUCUAAGAUUUGUAGUCCAAGCUUUGUGGGAAGAUUGUUUCGCCAUGCAUUAGAAGAUUCAAGGCCAAAAUCUGUUCUAGUCAACUCAUUGUCUGUUUGUAUAUCUUUAUUGGAUCCGAAGAGAUUAUUGUCUGCAUCGAAUCAUUUGUUCAGAAGCCAAUUGAGCCAUGGAUCAUUAGUGACUGCUAGUCCAGAGACAGUCGAUGGGAUGCUGGGGAGUCUAGGUGAUUUACUAAAGUUAUUAGAUGUUUCUUCUGCUGAAAGCACCUUGCUGACCACAUAUGGCAAGCUGCAACCACCGCUUGGUAAACAUCGGUUGAAGAUUGUGGAGUUUAUCUCUGUGCUGUUGACAAUUGGUAGUGAAGCUGCAGAGAGAGAACUGGUCCAGUUAGGGGCCAUAAAAUGUGUUUUUGAUUUGUUUUUUGCGUUUCCGUUUAACAACUUUUUGCACCAUCAUGUGGAGAAUAUUGUUAUAUCUUGCUUAGAGAGCAAGAGGGAAUUUCUUAUUGAACAUCUUUUAUAUGAUUGCAACAUUGUCAGCAAAAUUCUUACAACAGACAAGAACCCUACAUUGUCAGUUGAUACUACAAAGCCAACUGUAUUAGCAGAUGGAAGAACACCACCUCGAGUAGGAAAUGUUGGGCACAUUACACGUAUAGCUAACAAGCUAAUUCAGUUGGGGAAUAAGAGCAGCAUAAUACAGACUCAUUUGCAGGAAAAUGCUGAAUGGGUUGAGUGGCAUACAGAUGUGCUACUGAAACGUAAUGCAGGAGAAAAUGUAUAUCAGUGGGCCUGCGGGCGUCCGACUGCACUGCAGGAUCGAGGUAGGGAUAGUGAUGAUGAUGACUUCCGAGAUAGGGAUUAUGAUGUGGCAGCACUGGCUAAUAACUUAAGCCAGGCCUUUCAAUAUGGAAUUUAUAACAGCGAUGACAUUGAGGAGGCUCAAGGAUCACUCGGAAGAGAUGAUGAGGAUGUCUAUUUUGAUGAUGAAUCUGCUGAGGUUGUAAUAUCAUCUCUUCGUUUAGGAGAUGACCAGGAGAGUAGCUCUCUCUUCACAAAUUCAAACUGGUUUGCUUUUGGAGAUGAUAGACCAGCCAGUGAUGAACCCUCAUCUGGUCCACUUCCAUCACCAAGUUCAGAUGAGGUCAGCAAAGUCGGUGUUGGUGAGAAUAAUGACAUGAUGGACACUGCAACACCCUUUGAACCAUUAAAUGCAGUAACGAGUAUGGAGGCAGUUGGUAGUCAAAUUUCAGAGAAUGGUCCAACUGAGAUUUUAGAUGUCGGGAAGCCGCCUGAAUGGGUUGAAUGGAGGGAGACAUUGGAUUUGGGCGAACUCCCUGAUGCUAAUCCAGCUCCACCUUUACCAAACGGCGGGCUCAAACCAGAAGAGGAAGUCACACAAGCUACUAAUGGCGUUGUUUCAAGUGAGUGUAAAGAUGAGGAUGCAAGUGGUUCCCCGGGAUCUAUCAGCGCGGCUAUUGAAAAUUCACCAGAAACCAGUGAAGCAAAAGCCUCUCACAAUCCUCCCGAAUCAGUGGUACCUGAUGAAGAAGACAAUGGAACAUCUGAGCCACAGAUUGAUCAAGUUGUUGACAGAGAACAUGAGCCUAAAGGCCUUUGAAGAUGAGAGCAAAUGAAAGUGCAUGUUUUAGCAAUCAUCUCGACGUUCUGAAACCACCCGGCUAUGGGAUUCGAGUCGGCUAUGGCUAUCGGAGGAUUGUGACUCAGCUGCAUUUCUUUAGAGCCUUGUACAUCUAGCCAAAA